UUUCAACUGCCUGAAUUACAAUCACAUGAUCCUGGGGACGUUGUGGCAGUUACAACUACAAGGACCCAUCGCAAGCGCUCCUCACUCAGGGCUGUGGAAACGGAGUGGUCUCUGAAGAACCAUCUGAGCCAUAAUGGAAGUGGUUUCAUCCUGGAUCCCAGCUAUUGGCUUCACAGUCUUGCCUAAUAUAGGGGGUUUUUUAACAGCCCCAAUAGUCAAGAGGGAAAUGAUGUGGUAUAGAUCCUUGAAACUACCAUCCUGGCGUCCACCAAACUGGUUGUUUGGACCUGUGUGGGGAACUUUAUAUGCAUCAAUGGGAUAUGGAUCUUACUUGGUAUGGAGGGACUUGGGAGGUUUCAAUGAAAGGUCCUUUGCUCCUCUGGGACUGUAUGUGGGGCAACUGGCCUUGAACUGGUCGUGGACUUCUGUCUUCUUUGGACAACACAAACUAGGAUUGGGGCUGUUUGUUCUAUUACUCAUUACAGGAACAGCAACAGCUACAACGGUGGCUUGGAAUCAUGUGAACAAAACUGCAGCAUGUUUGAUGUAUCCAUACAUAGCUUGGUUAAUGUUUGCCUCUCUGCUCAAUUACCGCAUCUGGAGGGAUAAUCUUGAUAAGAAAAACUAGAGAUAGUUUUUUUUUAAAUGAGUACAAUUAAAGUUCCACCAUCAUUAUAGUUCCACU
This is a messenger RNA of Pseudonaja textilis, 685 nucleotides long. RefSeq names its product translocator protein (gene TSPO). Gene Ontology annotation, cellular component: membrane; endoplasmic reticulum. The record is from RefSeq and is a predicted model, not a curated record. NCBI's taxonomy places the organism in Eukaryota, Metazoa, Chordata, Lepidosauria, Squamata, Elapidae. Gene Ontology annotation, molecular function: cholesterol binding.